This is a messenger RNA of Diprion similis, 1948 nucleotides long. Its product is annotated as nuclear RNA export factor 1-like. Gene Ontology annotation, cellular component: nucleus. Bases 261 to 1874 code for a protein of 537 amino acids. The record is from RefSeq and is a predicted model, not a curated record. Gene Ontology annotation, molecular function: RNA binding; protein binding. The transcript has a single exon. Lineage: Eukaryota; Metazoa; Arthropoda; Insecta; Hymenoptera; Diprionidae. Gene Ontology annotation, biological process: poly(A)+ mRNA export from nucleus.
UAAAACAGUUGAUGCAUGCAAAACAUGAUAAUCCAGUGAGAAUUGCCGAUGAAUUUCACUGCAGGAGGUUAAACAAAUUAUUUAUUUUAAAUUGUAACCUAUGCGUAGAUAACUUGAUGCUGUUGAAGGUAGUUCACCGAUUUUUCCGUGUACAUUUGUCUGUCGAUAAUUAUCGUAAGCGAAUUGUCAACCGUAUUCUUCGUAUUUAAAACGGAAAACUCUCGACUGGAGAAUAGUAAACACGGAAAACAAUAGAAGCAAUGGCUUCCGCUGCAGCAACAGCAGAAAUUCAAAUAUCAUGGGAACCGCUCAGACUGACACAUUUUAAACCGUCGUUCAAUAACCACGAACUAGCCCUUGCGGCUCGCCAGGAUCUCUGGCAUAAAUUUAUAAUAUUCGAUGCUGGGAAGUAUGAGAAAGACGAGGUACUGAUCGCUGUAAUAAAUGCCUGCGAACCCGAAGUUCUGCUGCCCGUUAUGUACCAUGUCGAAAGAGGCGGUAAUGGAACAUUCCUGACAAAGUGUAAUACAGAAGCGAUAAAGAACCUCGUCAAACAAAAUCUGUGUGUGAUAACACCGUCUGGAAAGGUCCUGAAUAUAGACAUAAUUUUGGGUUUUUUGAGCAUGGAAGAUCUCCAGUUAAAUCCAACGAAGACCGUGGCUCAGGCCUUGUAUUACAAAUACGAAUCUGGUAGAAAGAUAUUAAACUUAGAAAAUUUCCAGAAGGUAAAAUCGCUCGGUUCGAUAUAUUGCCCAGUCGCUGCACCAAGGGUACUUUUGUUUGUGUUGCGAUGCGCAAAAAUGGGCAUAAUAGGCAACGUGAGGGAGAUGAAGUUGCCAAUAAGGGAAUUGGUGCUGCGGCAUAAUGGAAUAAGCAGUUUUGUCCCGUUUGAAAAAUUUUUCAACUACCACCUGACGAAGCUGGACUUACGGUUCAAUGAAAUAUCCGAUAUAGACUAUUUGCGCUAUUUUUCGGAGUUUAAAAUAACCGAACUAUGGUUGGAUGGUAAUCCGCUUUGCACAAACUACGCGACACCUGAAGAAUACAUUCGAGCAAUAAAGAAUAUAUUUCCAUACAUCCAAAGAUUGGACGGAAUUAUUAUCGGAGUUGAAAAAAAGCUCGCCCCAACUAUGCAUACGAAUUAUAUAGGAGACGGUGCUAAGCUUGGGCUCGUUAAACAAUUCAUUCGGCAUUUCUUUACCCUUUACGAUCAGGACGACCGGAUAGUAAUGAACGGUCUUUAUGACACUGAUGCAUUUUACUCUAUGACCAUAGGAAAUGCACCUACUUAUACACAGAAGAGUUUAAACAGAGUGUUUGCUAACAAUCGUAAUCUUCUCAAAUUUGUUGACUAUGCCAAAUGCCAAGAAUAUUUACUGAGGGGACCUGAAAAAAUUAUUUCAGCGCUAAGAAAGCAGCCGCCUACCACGCACAACUUAAGAUCGUUUCAUGUAGAUUUAUUGCACCAAGGUGAAACGCAUUUGGUCAUUUCUGUGCAAGGACUAUUUUAUUACAAGUCCUUGAUAUUUCAGUUAAUGCUUUUCAAUAGAACGUUUGUUAUUGUUGCCAAAGACGACAACGAGUACAGCAUUGUCAAUGAUCAGUGUCACCUUGAUGUUGCGCCAGCAAGUUUUACAACCGGAGAUAACAGGGACGGUAAAUUUGAGCCGAAAGAUGCACCAAGAUUCAAACCGACACUGUUUAGUAAUGCAGAAAAGGAUCAACUAAUUGGAUUUUUAUCAGAACUUUCAACAAUGAACAAGGAAACUUGUAAAAAAUAUUUAGAAACUUCAAAGUGGGAUAUUCGUGUGGCAAUAAACUCUUUUAUGAAAGCUUACAUGGUUAAUGAUGUUCCAAGCAAAGCUUUUCAAUAAAUGGGAUCACCAUAAGUAUCAAAAAAUGUUUUAGUUGAAUAAAAAAUAAAAAUAUCCGUCUACCAUCCAUGCAU